CCCCAGGCCCUUUCCGGAUCACCCUCCACCAACCGCUGGAGAAUUCACGCCCACGCCCACAAAAAUCAUCGCAACACCCGACGGCACCCCAGGUUCAGGGCAUCACGCCAGGCUGAAUGCUCCAAAGUCCUUCUCGCCCUCCCCGUCGCUAUCCCAAAGAAGCACUACUAGCACGACGGUCGCUGAAUUAGGUGCCAUGGUCGACGCUUCAGGCCAAGAUUAGAUUACAUACAGCGAUUGUCCACGGUACGAGGUCCCAGAAGACGCAGCGUCCCGUACGACGUACGACGACGGAACGCCGCCAGAACGCUCGCUAUCCGCCAUUGCCCAUUGCCCAUUGCCCUCCCUCACCCUCGCAUAUCCUGUCCUUCGGUGGCCAUGGAUCACGACUUGUCACUGUCACAAUCCCAUGGCGGACUGCGUAUUGCCAAUCCCGACGAUGCAUCGCCAGGUGAAUCCCAAGAAGUGCCUGUAGAUGCACGAAUUGUCGCUGUCGCUGCCGCUGCUGCUGCUGCUGCUGCUGCUGCACCCACCAACUAUCCCGAUCCCAACACCAUCACAGCCAACUAUCCACACUCGGUCAGUUCUCUCGGGGACGUCCAGGACCCCAUAGAAGUGCCGCCAUCUCCCAGCCCAUCGCCGCCGCCGCCCAGCUCCAAGGAAAGCCGAGCCUUCUCAGAUCCCCAAUCCCAAUCGCAAUCCCAAUCCCAAUCUCGCCGACAUUCAAUAUUUAAUAUUCUCCGCCGGGUAGAUUCACCAACCGAUUUAGCUGCGUCCGCUUCUGCUCCCUCUCCCCGAACCCCAUCACAGCCUUCCGACCCCAAAUUCGACGCCGUCACUCCCCAGUCCUAUCGAGCUCCCAACGAUCCCUUAGCGCGAUCCGCCGCGGCCAAGGCAUAUCGUCAGUCCAUGCCGCUGAACCACCAAGCUCAACAACAGUCACAAUACCCUCCCUACCAAGUGAUGCAGAACGGCAACAGAGGAUACCCUCCACCAGGGGCCAAUCGACCAGUCUCGGGUGUCUACGCUUCACAACCUCCUCCAAAUGCAAUUCCUUCGAGAGAGCAUGGCUCCUACCGACUACGGAACGAACCCACCCCACCCCAUAUGCAAGGAAUACCGACAAGAAGUGGCUCGAGAAGUGCGGUAGCAGUGCAGGCAAUGCAAUCUGGCGUGCCGUCGAGAGAAGGGAGUCACAGAGAUAGAUCGUAUGGACAGAAUCACCAAAUGCCGGGGGGAAAUGGCCCCAUGCCACCGAGGGGAAGCUCGAGGGGUAUGGUAGGAGGAUACUCGGACGCCCCCAUGGCUGGUACUACUAAUGGAAUGACAAUGCCAAUGUACAAUACGGAUGGGCCAUCUCUUCCGACUUCCAGCGAGGAGUGGAAGGAGAGAGGUGCCGCAGUGGGCACUCGACAAGAAUACGAUGCCGACGGGAAGCUGGUUUUAAAGACGGUAAAAAAGGGCGUCAAGGAUUUCACUUUUGGGCGCACAUUGGGCGAAGGUUCAUAUAGUACGGUACUCCUGGCAACGGAUAAACAGACCUUGAAGGAAUACGCAGUCAAGGUCCUAGACAAGAAGCACAUCAUCAAAGAGAAAAAGAUAAAAUACGUCAACAUCGAGAAGGAAGCUCUCAACCGGUUAAUAGAGCACCCAGGGAUAGUUCGACUUUACUACACAUUCCAAGAUAAUUCGUCACUUUACUACGUUCUGGACAUUGCCAAUGGGGGGGAGUUGUUGGGGGUAUUGAAAAAGGUCGGCUCGUUUGAUGAGGAGUGUACUCGGUUUUUUGGAGCCCAGAUUCUCGACGCAAUAGAGCAUAUGCAUAAUAGAGGAGUGAUACAUCGGGAUCUCAAGCCAGAGAAUGUGCUGAUGGACGACCAAAUGCACAUCAAAAUUACAGAUUUUGGAACCGCCAAAUUACUUCCCGAUCCAAGGAAAGCGUCAGAAUUGGGCAUCUACGAUAUGCAAGACCCGGAAUCGACAAGAGCCAAGUCAUUUGUAGGAACGGCCGAAUAUGUCAGUCCCGAACUUCUGACGGAUAAGAGCGCGUGCAAAGCAAGUGAUCUUUGGGCAUUUGGGUGUAUCAUUUACCAGUUGUUAUCGGGUCGACCUCCUUUCAAGGCUGGCAACGAGUAUCAGACUUUUCAGAAAAUCGUCGGCCUUGAGUACGAAUUUCCACCUGGAUUUCCACCCGCCGCGAGAGAUUUGGUAGAGAGACUUUUAGUCCUGGACCCACAGAGACGAUUGUCAAUCGAACAUAUCAAAAAUCACGAAUUUUUUGAUGGCAUCGCUUGGGGACGAGGGCUUUGGAAGCAAAAGGCACCAAGAUUAAGGCCGUAUGUCCCGCCCACACAAGAACCGACUCUCAUCAAGCUCAAUAACAACUAUGCUACCGCCCCGCAAGCUAUUCCAGCAUCUCGUGCCCCGCAAACAAAUUCCUCUAAUGGGAACGCUCGGCCACCACCCAGAAUAAUAACAGAGCUUCCUCCACCAACUCAGCUAGAUAUUGAGUGGUCUCCUGUACUCACGCGUAAUAACGAACGAAUACUGAAAUUGGGAAACCUGAAUGUAUUGUCCGCGCCAUUACCACACAGUCCAAAUUCAAGACUUGGCGACCAUGGAGAUGGUCAUGAGAAAAAAGGCCUCUCGAGAUUUUUCGGUGGAAGUAACAUCAAAAAGCGGCAAAGGCUUGUGAUGAUCACUUCUAGCGGCCGACUUCUCAUGCUUGCUGCUGGAGGCGAGGAGAAGAAGACCAAGGCCGAUAUAUCGCUUCUCGCAUCAGAAUGUUCUUGGCGGACGCAGAUAGACCCCAAGGGGCAAACGGUGUGGUGUAUUGAUACAGUAAGUCCUUUUGCAUCAUACUAAAACUUUUUCGGCUACUAACCUUGAAUAGCGAGGUACCCACUACACGUUUGAAGAUACCAAGACUUCUGUAGCCUCAGGUGAUCCAUCAAAGAGCUCUGCCCAGGAAUGGAUCGAGUCGCUUGAACGUGCAAAAGACAUGGCUCUGUCACAAAAUAUGACCGGCUCAUACACCACGGAUACAGGAUUCAAUAUGUCUUCUUCCGUAUCUAGUCCAAGCAGCACACUUCAUGGAAGUAGUGUUUACCCGGAAGGGUUCGGCGUAACGGACCGAUCCGGUCGGAAUCAUCUUAGCAAGAGCCAAGCGAGUCUUGGUGGUUAUGGAGAUGACCCAUAUGAAAAAGCUACCCAGAAAAGACAUCGCUUUAGCAAGAGACAGUCAAAGAACGGCUUGUCUACACCAUUGCCAUUUUAAACGGCCAUCAGGGUUGGUUAUUUCGUACUCGAACUCGAAUCGAAGGAGGGGUGUUUUUUUUCUGUUGUCUUGGGAAAUGUUGAAGAAAAGUUUUGGGUGUUGAACUCUGAAAGAAAGGCUGAGAAGGCACAUAAUCUCCAUUUCUCUUCUUCUUCUGUUUAUUUUUGUUUGGGGGGUGUGUUGCAUUUUGAUAGCGUUGGCGUCAAACAGGGAAAUUCUUUUUUUUGUUGUUUUCAAUUCAAAUGUGCUUUGCCUGUCUUGUUUCCCCUUUUUCUUCUUCUUCCACCCACCCACCAAUACCUUUCUUGCAUCUUCUCCAGGCGCCACCUUUUUCUAACGACUUAUGUUGCGUGCUGUGCUGUUCUCUCUUUCUCCAGUGAGGGAAACAUAAAAAAAUCAUUCCUUUUCUUCUUCUUCAUAACUAUAGGAAAGCGGGAGGGAAGGGGUGAGCAAGUGAUGGGGAUGGAAUUGGGGACAGAUACGUAGGGGUGAAGUACGGUAAACAAACACACACAGCCACACAAACUAUUUCUUUGCGUUACACUUUUUCUUCAUGGAUGGAAUAUUUUGUGGGCCUUGUUUUUUUUCUUCGUCUAUUUUGGAAGGGAAGGCAAGCUUGGGAAGGGAAGAAAGAGAAGAGAGAAAGGUCCCCAUCCCAAACCAUUCCAUCCCCUAUUUCUUAUAUAUACCGUAUUUGAAGAAGAGAAAUCCAGCCUUAGGGGUUUCUUUUUCUUAGGAAUAGAGAGGUCGUUGAGUUCGAUUAGGUUGGGUUUGGUUUGUGGGAAAUUCUUUGGUUUCGUUCUUUUGAAUUCUUUUUGAUGGAGGAGGAGGAGGGGGUUGUGGAUUGUGGAUGUGGGUUUUUUUAUAAUAAGAGAAGAUAGGGUAUAGGAUAUAGGAUAUAGGAUAGCAUAAGAUAAGAUAUAAGAUAUAAGAUAUAAAUGGCAA
This is a messenger RNA of Hymenoscyphus albidus, 4222 nucleotides long. The record is from the annotation of a GenBank genome assembly. NCBI's taxonomy places the organism in Eukaryota, Fungi, Ascomycota, Leotiomycetes, Helotiales, Helotiaceae.